AUGAUUUUGCAUUCCCAGGGGGAAAACUGUAUGUAAACAAUACAGUUCUCUCCCCUGUCAGCUCCUGCACACUGCUUUGCAUGGCUCUGCAUAGCAGUGUGCUUAAGGUGUAAAGCACUAACACAGCCCACAGUAAAACAGCAACACAGUUAACCCUUUGAUUGCCCCACAUGUUAACCCCUUCCUGCCCAGUGCUAUUAGUGCAGUGUCAGUGCUUUUUAUUAGCACUGAUCACUGUAUUGGUGUCACUAGGGAUGUCAGUGACACCAAGUCAGUUCCCCCCAGUGUCCCCCCAGAAUGCACGCCGCAGUCCCGCUAUA
Staurois parvus is the source of this 320-nucleotide messenger RNA. The record is from the annotation of a GenBank genome assembly. Lineage: Eukaryota; Metazoa; Chordata; Amphibia; Anura; Ranidae.